Lolium rigidum is the source of this 1530-nucleotide messenger RNA. RefSeq names its product desmethyl-deoxy-podophyllotoxin synthase-like. NCBI's taxonomy places the organism in Eukaryota, Viridiplantae, Streptophyta, Magnoliopsida, Poales, Poaceae. The record is from RefSeq and is a predicted model, not a curated record. Gene Ontology annotation, molecular function: iron ion binding; heme binding; monooxygenase activity.
CCGGCCGGCGGCGGACUUUUCCUCCGCUUGGCCGGUCUGAAUGAUUCGGUCAGAUUCCUCUGAACACACAUCCGCUCCAGCAAGUAUGGCAUAAAGAGAUGGUUUGGAACCAUGAAUUGCAUCGCACUUCCUUCGCAAACACAACACCAGAUGGAGGACACUACCUCUCACUCUCAAUCUCACUACUACUUCCUCUACCUCUGGGCUCUCGUGUCGCUGGCGUUUGCGCUCGCAGCCUACCGCCGGUUCCUGACGGCGGCAAGGGCAAAUGGUGGCUUGCAGCUCCCGCCGGGACCUUGGCAGCUGCCGGUCAUCGGCAGCCUGCACCACCUUGUCGGGCAGCUUCCCCACCGCGCCAUGCGCGACCUGGCGCGGCGCCACGGGCCGGUCAUGCUGCUCCAGCUCGGCGAGCUGCCCACGGUGGUCGUGUCCACCCCAGACGCUGCCCGUGAGGUGAUGAGGACACAGGAUCUGACCUUCGCGUCGCGGCCGUUGACGGCCAGCAUGCGCGUGCUCACCAACGACGGCCGGGACAUCGCCUUCGCGCCCUACGGCGAGUACUGGCGCCAGCUCCGCAAGAUCGCCGUCACGGCGCGCCGCGUCCUCUCCUUCCGCGCCAUCCGCGAGGAGGAGGUCGCCGCCAUGCUGCGCCUGGUCGGGUCCGCCGCCCGCCCAGUGGAGAUGCGCGCGCACCUGACCGCCCUCGUCAGCAACACCACGUUCCGCGCCGUCAUGGGCGACCGGUGCAAGCAGCGCGACGUGUUCUUGCGCGUGGUCGACGAGGUGAUGCAGCUCUCCACCGGGUUUAACCCAGCCGACAUGUGGCCGUCGUGGUCCUGGCUUGCCGGACGGCUCAGCAACGACAUGCGUCGUGCCAAGGAGUGCCACGCCACCUUGUAUGAUAUGUUCGGCGGCAUCAUCGAGGAGCAUCUGGAGAGGAUGGAGGGCGACGGCGGCGGCGACGGCAACGGCGAAGCCAUGGACCUGCUGGACGUGCUACUGAAGAUACAUAAGGAUGGUGGGGUGGACAUGGUCGCAAUCAAAGCAGUCAUCUUUGAUGUGUUCAUUGCCGGAAGCGAGUCGUCGGCGACGACGCUGGAAUGGGCCCUAGCGGAGCUGAUCAAGAACCCAGAGGCGAUGAAGAAGGCGACGGCCGAGGUGCGGCAAGCCUUCGAUGCCGGUGGCAGGGUCGUCGAGGACAGGCUCGGCGAGCUGACCUACCUGCACCUGGUCAUCCGGGAGGCGCUCCGUCUGCAUCCGCCGCUGCCGCUGUUGCUCCCGCGCCUGUGCCAGGAGCCGUGCAAGGUGCUGGGAUUCGACGUGCCCAGAGGCACCCAGGUGAUAGUCAACGCGUGGGCGCUGGGCCGCGACGAGCAGCACUGGCCCGACGCCACUGAGGAGUUUCGGCCGGAGCGCUUCGAAGCCGGCACCCGCACCGCCACGGUGGAUUUCAGGGGCGCUGACUUCGAGCUCCUGCCGUUCGGCGCCGGCCGGAGAAUGUGCCCUGGGAUAGCGUUCGGCCUCGCCAGU